AUGAUCCUCUUGCUCCACGACUCUAGCGGCGACUCAAUUUUGAGAUCAAUUCUAAGGGGGCUGACCGGAACUGACCCGGUCUUCCCAAACAUCAUAUAUCAACAAUGUCGCUCCUCGCGCAGUGGUGAUCAUGAAAUCACCGAACAGGCUCUUCCCGACCAUGGAACCAACUCAUACAAACUAAAGGACUUACCACCAGAAGAAGGGGUGCAGGGUUGGAUUUGUGUUGGAGGAGGGUUUCUUGCGCUGUUUUGCAGCUUUGGCUUCCUUAAUGCCAUGGGAGUUUUCCAAACCUAUUACCAGGAGAAUACUUUACACGAGUAUGCACCGUCGGACAUUGCUUGGAUCUUUUCCUUUCAACUGAUGUCGAUGUGGGCACCUGGACCUCUCUUCGGCAGAAUCAUCGAUACCUAUGGACCCAGGCUGGUUCUUUUGCCGUGCAGCAUCCUCUGCGUCUUUGCUCUCUGCAUGACCAGCCUAGCUUCGGAUUACUACCAAAUCUUUCUUGCUCAAGGUGUUGCAUUUGGGAUUGGGGCAGGAGGAGUUUUUACGAGCUCGACAGUCUGCGUCAGUCAAUGGUUCUUGAGACGCCGUGGACUUGCGAAUGGUAUCAUCACAGUGGGAAGCAGCCUUGCUGGCGUAAUCUUGCCCCUGUUCAUAUACAAAUUGCUUGUCGAGAUUGGCUUGGCCGGAGCUCUUCGAUAUUCAGCACUAAUGAUUGGAGUGUUGUUGGCGCUUAGUUGUUUUCUCGUACGACCUCGAAUGCCGCCAAAGAAAUGGGACAAGAAGGCUGGGUGGUUUGAUCCGAGUCUCUUUCGACAGCCACCUUUCGCCCUGUUCACCAUCGGCUCUUUCUUAUCCAUGUGGGGAACAUGGAUACCGUUCGCCUUCAUAUCGACCUUUGCGACCCAGAAGGCCUUCUCUUCCGAGAUGGCCUUGUCGUUGAUAUCGUUGAUCAACGCAACCUCCAUCAUCGGUCGGCUUCUUCCCAAUUACUUGAGUGACAAGGUUGGGCACUUCAACGUCAUCUCCGUCGCAGGGUUUCUCUCCAGCAUGAUCAUGGCUUGUCUGUGGCUACCUUUCAACUUUUUCUCGUCCCAUGCAGGCAUUACCGUUUUCUGUCUCUGCUACGGGUUCACAAGCGGGACGUUCAUUGCUCUGAUCGUCCCAUGUGCUGCAAAGACGGGCUCGAUCGAAACCAUCGGAACUCGGUUUGGAACCUACCAGCCCGUCAUUGGCAUGAGCAUGCUCACUGGUCUCCCAAUCUCUGGCGCUAUCUUGGAUUUGCAAGGAGGGUUGAACUACUGGGGUCUGCAGACCUUUGCUAUAGUCACAACCUUCAUUGGUGCUAUCAUCAUAGCUGCUUCUACCGUUCUGUUUAGGAGAUCAAGCAAUACAUGGAGAGUAUAA
Messenger RNA from Zasmidium cellare ATCC 36951, 1410 nucleotides. RefSeq lists its product as uncharacterized. The transcript has 7 exons. Lineage: Eukaryota; Fungi; Ascomycota; Dothideomycetes; Mycosphaerellales; Mycosphaerellaceae. Gene Ontology annotation, cellular component: fungal-type vacuole membrane. Gene Ontology annotation, molecular function: transmembrane transporter activity. The record is from RefSeq and is a predicted model, not a curated record. Gene Ontology annotation, biological process: transmembrane transport. Bases 1 to 1410 code for a protein of 469 amino acids.